Molecule: messenger RNA, 1997 nt
Organism: Armigeres subalbatus
Lineage: Eukaryota; Metazoa; Arthropoda; Insecta; Diptera; Culicidae
Gene: fzy
Product: cell division cycle protein 20 homolog
Exons: 3
Coding region: 182-1801 (539 amino acids)
Biological process (GO): positive regulation of ubiquitin protein ligase activity; positive regulation of anaphase-promoting complex-dependent catabolic process; anaphase-promoting complex-dependent catabolic process
Cellular component (GO): anaphase-promoting complex
Molecular function (GO): protein binding; ubiquitin ligase activator activity; anaphase-promoting complex binding
Source: RefSeq, a predicted model, not a curated record
AAGGUGCUGUGAAAAAGAAGUUUCAUUUCAGAAAAGGCGUUGGGAUUUGCUGCCAGGAGAUCGUCCUCGCGGGAAAAGCAAAAGAAAGUGGAAGAAAGACUGCAACAAGCCAAAAGUGAUACCCGCUGUAUAACCGUUUUCCGAUUUCCUUGGCCUCAGUUUCAACGUUUAUUUCUGAAAAAUGUCGCAAUUCAAUUACCUCAAUGAACUGAACAAUAUAAUCACAAUGGACGGAGAAUUGACAAAAGGACCCGCUCCUCGGUGGCAAAAGAAGCUAGAUCUAUCAACAGCAUCCACAAGCUUCAAUGCAAGUUCAAUGAAUACAUCCCGCCAGAAGUUAUCGGUUUCGUUCACCAGCCAACAAGUGGUUCCUCCCGGAACGCUUAGUGGGAAGACCCCGAAUAAAAAACCGGGAACUGGUUCCAGCACUAAGAAGGAAGGCAAAUCUCAAACGCCCAGUCAGAAGCAGCCCUCUGGCGGUGAUAGAUUCAUCCCGAAUCGAACAACAACGGAUUUCGAUUUGGGUCAUUACAUGGUAAAACAGAAUGAAGUCAAAAAGGAUACGGAAUGUAGCGAAGGAAGUGGAGAGGAAAAUCAGAAUGGAACUACACAGUCAAGCCCAAAAAAUGCGGAGCGCAUUAAGAUUCUAUCAGAAGCGGUCAAAGGUUGUGAUAUCAGUAACAAAAGGAUUUUGUCGUAUCAGACAAAGGCUCCGGCAGCUCCCGAGGGGCACAUGAAUCCCCUAAAGGUGGUGUAUUCGGUGAAAACGCCCAUGUCAACGAAAAGUGGGUCCCGGUUCAUUCCGAACGCCCCUGAGAGAAUACUGGACGCUCCGGAUAUCGUCAACGAUUACUAUUUGAAUCUGAUGGACUGGAGUGGCGAUAAUGUGGUGGCCGUGGCUCUUGGAUCAUCGGUGUACCUGUGGAAUGCGGCCAGUGGCAAUAUCGAGGUGCUAUACGAAAACGAAGGUGGCGAUCACGCGUGUGCACUGAGUUGGAUACAGGAGGGUCAUAUUCUAGCAGUUGGAACGUCUACAGGCACAGUUGAACUGUGGGACUGUGAGCAAAUGAAACGACUGCGUAUCAUGGAUGGCCAUUCCGGGAGAGUAGGAGUACUUGCCUGGAAUUCCUAUGUGGUAUGUUCCGGGAGUAGGGACGGCUCCAUCGUGAACCAUGAUGUCCGCACACGGGAUCACAAUGUUGCCACACUAAGGGGUCACAGCCAGGAGGUUUGUGGCUUAAAGUGGUCCACCGAUGGUAAACAUCUCGCUAGUGGAGGUAAUGAUAACUUGGUCAAUGUGUGGAGCACAGCCAAUGGAGCGCCUCAUACAACUACGGAUCCUCUGUACGCCUUUAAUCAACAUCAGGCCGCUGUCCGAGCAUUGGCCUGGUGUCCGUGGCAGCCUAACACAUUGGCUACUGGCGGUGGUACAGCGGACAGAUGUAUCAAGUUCUGGAACGUCAGUAAUGGUCAGCUUCUCAAUUCUGUCGAUACCAAGUCCCAGGUGUGCGGUUUGUUGUUUUCCAAAAACUACAAGGAACUGAUUUCGGCCCAUGGCUACGUAAAUAAUCAGCUAACGAUAUGGAAGUACCCGUCCAUGAAUAAACAAAUUGAUCUGUUGGGCCAUACAGGCAGGGUGCUGCAGAUUGCCAUGUCUCCGGAUGGAAGUACGGUAAUGAGCGCGGGUGCCGAUGAAACGCUACGACUGUGGAACUGUUUUCAGCCAGACCCGUUGCUGACCAAGAAGGAAAAGUCUGUUACUAGAGAAAAGCCGAGCUUGCUCAAGCAGAGCAUUCGGUGAGUGAUAGCGUUGUGUAAUUGCAUUUUAGUUUUUUAAUGUAGCUUGUUCUUGUAUUACUUGAUCUUAUUUUUCUGUAGCACAUUUGGAUAUUUUGCCAUACUUGUUUGUUGUAUCGUGAUCCUGACUAGAUUGUUUCUCUUCGAAAUACAUUGAAAGUUUUUAAGACUGCUAAUAAAAAACGAUUUUCAUUUUGAGA